This is a messenger RNA of Peronospora farinosa, 1998 nucleotides long. The record is from the annotation of a GenBank genome assembly. NCBI's taxonomy places the organism in Eukaryota, Oomycota, Peronosporomycetes, Peronosporales, Peronosporaceae.
AUGGCCAUGUAUGGAAUGCCACGAGCUUCAAUUGCGAGGUUAUUGUACCCACAAGCAACAACGUCGUCGUCGAGGCCCUUGAACACGUACACGAAUGGAGGAGGUUUGAUACCUACAAGACUCGUAGUCAAAUUCAAGGACUUGAGAUCAUGGACGUUAGAAGGAGACGUGACAAAACUCUUGCUCACAUUGAACCGAUACGCUUAUGUCGACUCACCAUUGAGUUUGUUUGCAUUCAAGUCGAUGGAAUUCUUGACACCCGAAGACUUGCAGGGACACGCAUUGUACGAUCUGUAUGAAGAUUUUACAAGAAUGGGCGUCGCCUUGAGAGAUGGAAGCAGUGCGUACAGAGUGACCGAGCUGAAUACUGCAUUUGCAAUGUGUCCGACGUAUCCUCGACAACUUGUGGUACCAGCAGCUGCUAGUGACUCGGUGGUGGGGGCUGUGGCUUCAUUUCGUUCGAAGGGAAGACUACCGAUAUGUAGUUACGUGCACGCGCAGAACGGUGCUGCACUAUGGCGAUGCGCGCAGCCUAAUCGCGGUAUUCUUCAUACCCAGAGUCCUGCAGACGAAGAGUAUCUGCUCCACAUUGCUCGUGCUUCAUCUGGUCCAACAUCGUUGUGUUCAGGGACAAAAACUCGCAUGAUUUGGAUUGCAGAUUGUCGUCCAGAGUUGAAUGCGCGUGUAAACAACUUGACAGGUGGCGGUACGGAGAGUGGGAAUCUUGCUCAUGCACGUGUGACGUUCUUAAACAUUGGGAAUAUUCACGCCAUGCGCGAGAGCAUCGAAGCUGUUCGUAGUCUAGGAGGCUUCAUGGCUUCAAUAAACAACACGGAGUCAAUUGAUCUCUCGUGGGGCACUCGCGUCGAGGAUACUAAAUGGCUUUUGCAUGUGCGCCGCGUCCUGAGUGGGGCACUGCAAGUUGCACGCGCACUUGAAGCCCAAGCCACCACCGUGGUUGUGCACUGUAGCGAUGGUUGGGACCGCACGGCUCAACUCUGUGGCCUUGCACAACUACUAGUCGACGGUCAUUAUCGUACACGCCGAGGCUUUCUUGAGGUGAUUGAGAAGGAAUGGGUUCGUGCUGGUCACAAAUUUCAGGAUCGUGUCGCGCCUGGUAAGGCUGAAGAUGACGACGAUCAACAAGCGCCGAUUUUCCUGCAGUUCCUCGAUUGCGUGUGGCAGCUCAUUCGCAUCUUUCCAACACACUUUGAAUUCAAUGAACGUAUGCUUGAGACAAUGGCAGACGCAAUUUUCUCCGGGAGAUACGGCACGUUUUUGGGAAACUGCGAGUGCGAGCGUGGCACCUGGAGUGUGCGUGAACGAACCCCUUCACUUUAUGCGUCUGUCCUGAAGGAUGAUCGUUUCGUGAAUCCGUUUUACCGUGGUAGCAACACAGCAGCGUUGUUGCCGGACCCAUCGUCCGUGUUACGUCAAGUAACGUUGUGGAGUUCAUACUACUUUCGCGGGGCUCCGUUUCCAGCAUCACCGGCAGGUAAUCCUACUCCACCAAUGUACGCAGUGAACGAUUUAGGAGAAGACACUGCAGCGUCUAGUGGUGCACAGGAAGAUAUGGAGAUUGCCAUGAUGGCUGCACUGCGUAGGAUCCGCGCGUUAGAAGACGAACUUGGCUCUGCUACAGCAAAGUCUGCUCCUCUUCCACGGUCACCAUGCGUUUCGUAUCCGCCGUUGUAUUCAGCAGCAGCAGAAUCGGACAUGUCUGCGCGCAUCCAGCAAAAACACCAGCCAGAGAUGCCUAUCGACCAGGGAAGUUUCUCAAAUGAUUUCCACCAUUCUAGCAGCAAUUGCAGCUCCAUUAGCAGCGAUGGAAGUUUGAAUGAUGCCCGUGCUCCUCCAGUGUUGCCACGAACACCAACACCAUAUCCUACGUCAGCACCGAUGUUAGUGCAAACAGCACCGUGGACAUGCGGCCUUUGCACCAAGACUAACGCAGCCAACGUCCUUCAAUGCGUCGUAUGUGGCCGUACGCCACGGUAA